Molecule: messenger RNA, 9562 nt
Organism: Mirounga angustirostris (Northern elephant seal)
Lineage: Eukaryota; Metazoa; Chordata; Mammalia; Carnivora; Phocidae
Gene: MGAT3
Product: beta-1,4-mannosyl-glycoprotein 4-beta-N-acetylglucosaminyltransferase
Exons: 2
Coding region: 4716-6317 (533 amino acids)
Biological process (GO): protein N-linked glycosylation; N-acetylglucosamine metabolic process
Cellular component (GO): membrane
Molecular function (GO): beta-1,4-mannosylglycoprotein 4-beta-N-acetylglucosaminyltransferase activity
Source: RefSeq, a predicted model, not a curated record
UUGGGCUGAAGCUUCAGCCAGCCCCCUGCCCUGGAGCUAAGCCAGCAAGAAAGAGUAGGGCCCAGAUUCUUGUGCCCGGGGGAGUGGCCUGGGCACCCCAUCUGGCUGGUCCAGGAAUGGCUCGCAGUGUAGCUGUGCCUCUCUUUUGGGCCUUUUUUCUUAUCUGUGGCUGGGAGUAGCAGCAGUUCUCCCACCCGCCUCAUGGUGAACAGGGUUUGCCAGGACUUUCCAGUUCCUGGGCAGCUGGGGUCCUUGGCCAGGGCUGGCCCUUUGAGCCGACUUCUCUCUGGGGAGUGCUGGGGGGUAGAAGUCCUGGGGACUGGGCAUCAGGGUACAUCAGACCCUCCCUUAGCUAAGCUGUUCGUGUUUAGCCUCAGACAGAACCCCCAAAUAUGCAGCCCCGCUGGGCCCCAGGUCUACCUGUCGGCAGGUGCAGCGUGCUUGGGGAAUCUUGGUUCCCAUCUGCUUCAUUCCCACAAGCCCUGUGUGGCUGAGCGAGUAGCUUAACCUUGAAGCGUCCAUUUCCUCAUUUAUAAAAUGGAGACUCACAUACCUUCCUCCAGGGUGGGCCCCAGGAAGGGCCCCCAAUUUCUCCAGCUGUUGCAAGGGCAGCGCCUGGCACACUGCAGGGUCUUGGGAAAUGUCCACCAGUAGCCUGGAUGAUGCGCUGGCUGUGGGGUGACCCCCGCGUGUAGGCUUGACCCUUAUGGAGCUCUGCCUGAUGGAUAGGAGCUGAAGGAAUGAAUAAAAUGAUGAAAGCUAAAGAAAUAAACAGAGCGUCAGUUGUUUCUCGCAUCUUGCCAGAAUUCUGGAAUUUGUCGGACUCCGUAGCUGCCUCCUCUGCCCGUCUCUCCGUGUAGGAUCGUGGAACCUCACAUUAGAAGGACUCUUUUUUUGCCUCGGAGUCUUCUGAUUCCUCAGGCGCUGCCUUGCUCUGCCUAACCCCAAGGAAGGACCCGGAAGCAGUUGCAGAAGCCCCAGGGAGGCUGAUUUAGGUCAAUAGGAGGAAGAAUUUCUACCAGCCCAACGUGCUUGGAAUGGGUGGCGCUAAGAAUUGGACAAGCAGAGGCCAGAUGGGCACUUGGCAGGAGCACUGGCCUGGGGUGAGGGUUUGGACAAUAUUCUUACUCCGGGGCCCUUCAGACCCCGGGAGAGGAGUCUGGAACCUCUGUGGGGCUCCAGGUUCCCUGGGCUCCGAAAGCCAGAUGAGUCACUGAGAUUGCCCGGUAGGGUGUUGGGUGCCAGUCAGUAGUAAGCAGCCUUCCAACUGGCUCAGUCCUUUAACAAAGCCGGCCAGGAGCAAGCCUGGCGUGUUUAGUCAUGUCAUCUGCAUUUGGUUGCCUGGCAGGAAAGGCAAAUGGAAGGAAAGAAACAGGCAUUUUUAGAGCAUCUACCAAGUGCUGGGCUCCAUGCAGGAUGCUUUGAUACCACGGCUCAUCCAGAUCUCCCGACAGGACUGCAAGGGAGAGGAUAUCUUCCUUCUACGGCUAAGACUGAGGCUCAGAGAGGCUAAGUAACUUGCCUGAGGGCACACAGUAAAUUACAGCACUGGGGUUCAAGCCAAAUCUUCCUGAUUUCCAGUGACAAUGAAGGUCAAUGUUCACUGAGCACCUACUUGAUGCAUAGACACAGUUACUAGUCCUUUGCAUGGAUUAAGGCAUUUGUUAUACCUCCAUUUUACAGAGAAGGGGAACUGAGGCCGGGAAAGGUAGGAUAACUUGCCAAGGUCAGGGGCAGUGUUCAGAUCUGACGUCACAACCACUGUGCCUACCCUGUGUCUUAGGCAGAGUUUGCUGCCAAGAUACACCUCCUGCCUCCCUCAUGGAGAUGGGCAGAGCCCUUGGGUCACAUAGGGUAAGACUGGAAUGGGGUGGAGGUGAGCACAGGGAGGCGGACUUCAGCUCAAAAUCAAGAUGCCCUUUCUUUUUUUUUUUUUUAAGAUUAAUCUAUUUAUUUGACAGAGACACAGCGAAGAGGGAACACAAGCGGGGGGAGUGGGAGAGGGAGAAGCAGGCUUCCUGUGGAGCAGGGAGCCCGAUGAGGGGCUCGAAUGUGGAGUGCAUUCAGAGGUGCUCCCAGGUGGGGUUUGUAGAUGGGCCAUUUCCUGCCCAAGAGUGGAGAUGAGGUGAGCUGUGCAACCUCCCAAGAUUUCCCCUCAUGGCAUUUCCAGAGCGUCCUGAGCACCUACUAGGUGUCAAACCUCUUUGCUGCUGGACGCAGAACAAGCUGAUCCCUUCACCCUGUGUAGGAGUUGAGUGCCCCGUGGCUGCUCCAGAACUGAGGACACCGGGGAUCAGGUGUCAUGAGGCAGGCAGGGAAGGGGGCCAGAGAAUGGUGGGCAGGGGAAGUGGCCAUUAAGACAUGAGCCACUGAACCACGGAGGAGGCUGGCAGGGGCCAGUGAGAGGCUGGUGGAGGCCAUUCCCAGGGCUGAGCUAGGACCGUGGUCAGCGCAGGCGAGCUCAGGACCAUGGAGAGCUCCACAGGAGCCUCCCGUCACUCCGAUGACAGCUGUCAGGGUAUGUCUGCAUCCAUGAGGCUACUGUCAGCCUGGCCAGGAGUCAUAGCCUGUGGUCUCCAGGGAGCACCUGUCCUCUCUGCCCAAGAGCCACCCCCCAGACAGCCUGAGCCCUGACCCUGAGAUUAUGGAUGGGUUGUGGGGUUUGGGCUCAUCUGCUUUCUUCCCUUACCCAGUCAACUUUCUAAGCAGAGCCCAGAGAAAGAGGGCACAAGGAGGAGAAGGAAAGAGUAGGAAGAGGAGGGAAGGAAGAAAACCUGCCCAAGGGCACCUUCUGGGGCAUGGCCACAGCCGCAAGUCAGCACAAGAAGAGGAGGCCCAGGGUGGGCUGAUCCUGCCACCAUCCUGGGUCAGGGUCAGCCUUAGCCUCCCCCCUCCCUGAUUAUCUGCUACCAGGAAGCACCCAGCACCCCACCCCCACCUUCACUCAGGAGACCCAGGCCCCUGGGUGUGUGUAUGUUGGGUGGGGGUGCUGGGGAGGCUCUUAGAGAGCCUGAAAUUCCUCCUUUCCCCGGCUCCCCAGGAAGCAGGGCGCCCUUCCCCAGCCCCUCCACCAUCCGGCUCAGUUUCUGCCUAGGCUUCACUUGCUGAGCCCCUGCUCUGCUCCUUGCUCCUCUGAGACGGAACAGCACCCACCAAGGCCCAGGCUUUGCCAGGGGCUCACCUCCAAGCUUUUACUCUUGCCGUGCCCCCACCCAAAGGUUCUCUCUGCCAGGCUGGGAUAUAGCAACAGGAGUAAGAAGAGUUAUAGUGUAUUUCGUACUCACUAUGCGCCAGGCACUUUAUAUGGAUUAUCGAACCCUCAUUUUAUAGAUGAAAAAAAGGAGGAAAGUUGUGAACUUGCCCAAGGCUACACAGGAGAUGGCAGAGCCAGGAUUUGGAGUCUUGUUCCAGAGUCUGUGUGUAUGGAAGUGAUGGUGAGCACAUUGAGGAGGCCCAGGGCAAUGCAGGGUGCUUUUGUUGAGCACCUUCUGUGUACAGCUCCCUGCCCCAGGUUGCUGGUAGCCCAGCUGGGGAGACAGGUCAGGGAAGGUGAGCUCAGCAUGGUGAGCAUUGGCAACAGGGCAGGGCUAUGGACUGGUCUCUCUGAUUUGGUGUCUCAUAUAAAAUAGGCAGGACAGGAAUGAUUAUAUCCAUUUUAUAGAUGGGGGAGUUGAAGCUCAGAGAGGCCAAGCAUUCUUGAGACUCAGGUUGACAGUGGCUAUAUAAACCCAGAGGCUGAUGCAGGGAGUCAGGAGGAGGGUUGGCAGAACUCAGUAUGGUUCUUCCAGGUCCUAAACCGGGGCAGAAGCCACUUGGUUUCAAGAGAGGCCGGCCCUGACACAAAGCAAGCACUGGAGAAAUAUCCAGUGAAUUUUACUGAAAUGAGUAAGGGCCUAAGUAUGGCCUCUGAGCUGCCUAAGGUCAUCCUCAGCAGCAGGAGGGACCCAGACGGGGGUUUUGUCCUUAGGGAACUGCCUGCCUAGUAGGCCUUGGAGGGCAGUGGGCCAGCCCAUUAGAGACCCCAAGUCCUUCCUCAGCUAACUUGCUUCUCCAGGCAGGUCCUGGCCACUGCACCCCACCUGGGGUCCUGAGUUCCCAGAGGGGCUCAAGCUAAUGCAUGCCAGCCAGCAGGAGUAGGGAGUGGAGAAUGGUGAGCUGGACAAUGCUCCCCAACCCAGCUCCUCCUCCCAGAGCCCACAGGGAGACGUCAGAUCCAAAGCAUUGCUCACCCCACCCCCAUCUACCCUGUGAAGCUUCUAGACCAAGCAUACUGUGGAAAGGACAUGAUAUUUGGAUCCAGAGACCAAGGUCAACAGCCAGGCUCUGCCAUUAGCCGGCGAAGCGACUGGCCACGCCCCUCACUCAGCCUCAGUGUUUGCAUCUGCUAGGAGGGAUGCUGCUUGAGGGUGAGAGCGAGGACCUGCAGAGACGGCCUGACUCAAAGCCCAGCUCUGCUGUUCACCCAUCUCCGUGAAGGCUGUUGAGGGGUGGCCCCCACCCCAGUCAAAGGCUUCUCCGUCCUUCUCGGUCCAGACUCCUUGCUCACACUUCACAUCCAGGUCUUCAGCAAAUCCAACAGAACCUAAGCGCUUUCUGCACGGCUCUCACCGUGGUUCAAGCCGCCCCCGUCACACCUGGAUGGUGCUGAGGUCUCCUCGCCGCACUCCCUGCUCCACCCUGCAGCCAACCGCGUCCUCUCAACAGAGCAGCCCGAGAUGAAGAUGAGACGCUACAAGCUCUUUCUCAUGUUCUGUAUGGCCGGCCUGUGCCUCAUCUCCUUCCUGCACUUCUUUAAGACCCUGUCCUAUGUCACCUUCCCUCGAGAACUGGCCUCCCUCAGCCCGAACCUCGUGUCCAGCUUCUUCUGGAACAAUGCCCCCGUCACGCCCCAGGCCAGCCCGGAGCCGGGCAGCCCCGACCUGCUGCGAACGCCGCUCUAUUCCCACUCGCCCCUGCUCCAGCCGCUGUCACCAAGCAAGGCCACCGAAGAGCUCCACCGGAUGGACUUCGUGCUGCCCGAGGACACCACCGAGUAUUUCGUCCGCACCAAGGCGGGAGGCGUCUGCUUCAAACCAGGCACCAAGAUGCUGGAGAAGCCCCUCUCGGGGCGGCCCGAGGAGAAGGCCGAGGGGGCCGACGGCUCCUCGGCCCGGGGCCCGGCCCGGCACCUGCUGAGCGCCCGCGAGCGCCCGGGGGCCCGCGGCCCGCGGCGCAAGUGGGUGGAGUGCGUGUGCCUCCCGGGCUGGCACGGGCCCAGCUGCGGCGUGCCCACCGUGGUGCAGUACUCCAACCUGCCCACCAAGGAGCGCCUGGUGCCCCGCGAGGUGCCGCGGCGGGUCAUCAACGCCAUCAACAUCAACCACGAGUUCGACCUGCUGGACGUGCGCUUCCACGAGCUGGGCGACGUGGUGGACGCCUUCGUGGUGUGCGAGUCCAACUUCACGGCCUACGGGGAGCCGCGGCCGCUCAAGUUCCGCGAGAUGCUCACCAACGGCACCUUCGAGUACAUCCGGCACAAGGUGCUCUACGUCUUCCUGGACCACUUCCCGCCGGGCGGGCGGCAGGACGGCUGGAUCGCCGACGACUACCUGCGCACCUUCCUGACGCAGGACGGCGUGUCGCGGCUGCGCAACCUGCGGCCCGACGACGUCUUCAUCAUCGACGACGCCGACGAGAUCCCCGCGCGCGACGGCGUGCUCUUCCUCAAGCUCUUCGACGGCUGGACCGAGCCGUUCGCCUUCCACAUGCGCAAGUCGCUGUACGGCUUCUUCUGGAAGCAGCCGGGCACCCUGGAGGUGGUGUCGGGCUGCACGGUGGACAUGCUGCAGACGGUGUACGGGCUGGACGGCAUCCGCCUGCGGCGCCGGCAGUACUAUACCAUGCCCAGCUUCCGGCACUACGAGAACCGCACGGGCCACAUCCUGGUGCAGUGGUCGCUCGGCAGCCCGCUGCACUUCGCCGGCUGGCACUGCUCCUGGUGCUUCACGCCCGAGGGCAUCUACUUCAAGCUCGUGUCCGCCCAGAACGGCGACUUCCCCCGCUGGGGCGACUACGAGGACAAGCGGGACCUCAAUUACAUCCGGAGCUUGAUCCGCACCGGGGGCUGGUUUGACGGCACGCAGCAGGAGUACCCGCCGGCCGACCCCAGUGAACACAUGUACGCCCCCAAGUACCUGCUCAACAACUACGCGCAGUUCCGCUACCUGCUGGACAACCCCUACCAGGAGCCCAAGAGCACAGCGGCAGGUGGGCGGCGGAGCAGGGGUCCCGAGGGAAGGCCACCCGCCAGGGGCAAAUUGGAUGUGGUUGAAGGCUAAGGCUGCGCGAUCUUAGAGGGCCAGUGGCAGGGUGGGGGGCGGCGGCUGCCCCUCCUGGUAUUUUCCUGCCUCCCUCUGCCCUCUGGCUGGUUUUUGAGAAGCCCGGGAGUGGAGGGGUGGAGGAGUCGUCCCUACUCAGGCCCUCGUGAAUCAAGGGUCAGGCCUGUGAGCUCACAAAACAUCCUUCCUCAUCAGGAGAGGGGAGUCCAGCCCUUCCGACCACCAAGAGCCCUGUGGCAGGGGGGAGUGCCAGCCGAGAGUGCAUGAUGGUUACUGGGUAGCAAGGGAGGGCGGGCAGGGUGGGGAAGGGAACCUGCAGGAGCUCCCCAGGGCCACCAGGUGGGAGCUGCGGCCCCUGCCAGGAAGAAACCUACCAUUUGGCCUCCUGGGGCUUUGGACCGGCAGCGGAAAAGUGGACGUGUCAGGAGGGCCUGGGGCUCUGUAAAUAGAUGCUUUGGGGUCCAGGAGGAAAAGGGGACACCAAGAUGGGAGGGGAUGAAAAACAGCAGCCAGCUGGGAAGAACUGCAGUGUCCUCAGAAGAGCUGAGCCAGAGGGAGCUGAGAACUCUGCCCCAUAGGCCACCCCUGUGCUGGAUAGCACCUUUGGGGUAGGCAGGGGUCUGCGGAAGUCCAAGGAGUCUUCCUUUUGGUUCCAAACCUGGCCUUGACAUUCCUUCUUUCUUUGAUAUUGCUGUCUUGUGGGCUGCCCACUCAGUCCUUGCAAGGCCAAGAGUCCAGUUCUCAGGGUGGGAUGGGAGCCAGAGGCUGGACCAUCUACCAGCCUCAUAGGUCGGGCCUGGGAGGGGGCGUGGGGGAGGAGGCGGUUCCCCAUUACCCCAUCCCCAGCUCCCCACCGUCUCUGGUAGAGUCACCCUUGCGCCCCUUCCUGGGGCUGGCUAGAGCCAGGAAGGGCCCACGGGGCUGCCCUGGACCCAGGAGGGACUUGAAAGCCAGCUGUAUGUCAUCUCAUUCCUCUUUGCCUCAUGAGGGCAGGGGAUGUAUUGGUUAGAUUCUAAGCUGCUCUAAUUAAGAAGCCCCAAAAUACAGUGGUUUAAGCAAGACAAGCUUGUUUCUAGCUUAACUUGUCUAGAGAGAGACGGUCCAGAUCUGGUAAGGCAGCUCUGCUUUCCUUCAUAUGCACCGUCCAAUUCUGGAUAGAGUGGUUGCUUCAGCUCCCACCGUCACAUGUGCAUCCCAGCCCAGGGGAAGCAGAGAACGGGAAGAGAAGUACAUGCCCUUUCCUUAUAAGGGCAUUGAGCCCGAACCCGGCAAGUUCACUUCUGAUCACAUCUCACAGGCCAGGUCUUAGUCACAUGGCCACAAGUAGCUGCAAGGGAAGCUGGGAAAGGUAGUCUUCAGCCACAUGCCCAGCCUCAGCCCGAGAGUUCUCUUAGUAAAGGAAGGAGGAGAGAAUGGAGACAGGAGACAAGAGCGUCUCUGGCCCAGAGGGAGGGGAAUGGGGAGAGAGAGCGUAGGAAUGACUAACGCAGUCCUAGGAUCCUACUCUCACAUUCAGAACUCCUAGAAGCACCUGCUCCUGCCCCCACUCACUGCCAGCCCAGGGUUGGGGGGCAGUUAGAGCCUGUGGUUGUAGGAGGGGUGAUAACACCCCCCCCUCCCGAGGCCCCGUAGAUGUUCACCCAGUGAUGCCAGGAUGCAGAGCCUGCCUGUGGGACGGUACAUGUUUGUGCGUGUGUGUGUGUGUAUAUUUAUGGGCAUGUGUGCAUGCUUGGUGUGUACUUGUACGUGUCUGUAUUGGGGUGUCCCUGUAAAUAUAUGCUUCUGUAUGGAUGUGGGGGCAGGGCCCAGGCCUCCCCUUCCCCAAGACCUGGAGCCUGUGGCCACACCUCCUUGCGGCUCCCACAAAGUAACUGAGGCAGAAAGCCCUUGGGGAGCCUAGAAAGCAAGGCUAAAGGGGGUGCGGGGUCUGUCUGUCCAUCCGUCUUUCAGUCCAAGGAAUGAGAAUCCUCCUGACUUGAGGGCUGAACAUCUGAGAGCUCACUACUUCUCCAGCCCAUCUUGGUCCCAACCAUAUCCUUCCAUCCGGUCCCACCCAGCGUCGAGCCUGGACUUUCUCUGGAUGUCUUAUUGGGGUUUCCUGAUGGGCCAGGAGAGAAGGGCGUCUCCUUUGCCACAGCUCCGUCCAAGGAAAUGUCUGGCGUGGGCAUGGUCUGGGGAGCUGGCCGCAGAACAGCCUCUGGUGGGCAGGCAUGAAGCGGGCGGAGGGGGCUCUCUGGCCUCCACUGUCCCUCCCCAAGGGAGUCCGUGGCGUGCCCGGAGGGAACCCCUCCCUUGGAGUUAUAACAGCUGCUCUCCCAGUCCCUCUUGGAGCUGAGAAGUGGCGAAAGAGGUCAGAAUGUCCCUGUGGCUCUGGGCCAACUCAGGCCAGGGCCUGCCUUCCCAGCCACCUCUGCUCACCUCCUGGACUGGAGGUCUCUGGGGGCUCCUGAAUCAUGCCUGAGCCCUAGCCCAGGGUGGGCUUCCUCAUCCCAUGCCCCCGGCACACUCAGCUGCUGUGGGGACGCCCCCUCCCCAGGCUGGCGGGGGUCCCUGGGCUCCAGUUCACCAGCUCCAGGGCAGGGGAAGGAAAAGGGGGGGAGCUCAGACCUGUCAGGCCCCACUUUCCCUCUCAGACCCAGAGCAUGUUUGUGGUCACUGCCAAGGGGAGACCUGGCCAUUGGGUGGAGAGGGCGGCCAUCAGAGGGGUGGGGGGGGCCGAGGUGUGGGGUUGAAGAGUUUCACUUACACUCACAUCAUACACUGGGAAUUUGGGGGGGCAGGGGAGCCCUGGGCCACUCCCCCAAUAUGAAAGGAAACCAAACUGUGAAUGGGAGUGCGGGCACGCUGCUGGCCCUGUCACCGUCACUAGGUGUCUUUCCCUGGGAACCACUGGCCCUAUGACCUCCAGAAUCAGGAGGCUCAGCCCACCCACAGGUCAUGUCAGUUCACGGGGCAGGUUUGCAGCGGUGGACAUGGGAGAGCUUUGGGGGCAAAGGUGGCAGGCGGGGAGGGGAGACAGGACUUCUCCAAGUGGAAGGCAGGGCCCUGGGAAAUGCAUAAUUUAAGGACGCCAAUGAUAAUAGUAUUAUUUUUUUUGUAAGGGAAAAUCAAUAUGUACAUUCUGAAAUCAUUUUCUCUGUAAAUGGUUGGAUUUCAUUUCACCCUUAAAGGGAUGCUUAAAGGAAAAGAUAAUAUUAAUAAUAAAAACAGCUACAAAGUCUGAAAGGUACGCGUGUGGGGCCAGU